AUGUCGAGCCCACUUCAACUGUUCAUCGACUUCGACGGCGUGAUCUGCGAUUCCGCCGCCGAGUGCCUGUUCAGCUCGUGGGUAGCCUACGAUCGACUUACCCGUGACUCCGAAGACGGGAGCCAACCGCCGUCCGCUCCGCUAUCGGUUCCCGUCGCGCUGCGAGCGCGCUUCCUGCACCUUCGCCCGUUCAUCCGGGCCGGUGACGACUACGUUCUGAUCCAGCGCCUGCUCGCCGGCAACCGCACACCGUCACGUCAGGAGGAGUUCGACCAUGCUCGACGCGAGGCCGGUCCGCAGACGCUGGCCCGGUACGGGGACGUCCUGAACCGUGUCCGUCAGGAGCUGAUGGCUCAUGAUCGCGAACACUGGCUACGCCUGAACCCGCUCUAUCCCGGGAUGGCGGAGCUGCUGCGCGCCGCCGACUGGGCGACCACCUGGAUCCUUUCCACCAAGCGUCCCCUCUACAUCCAGGCCAUCCUUGCAUUCCACGAACUCCCGGUGCCGCCCCGGGCCAUACUGCACGCUGCUGCCGUGUCCAAGCUGGAAACAGUCGCCGCCGUCCUCGACGAGCGGCAGGCCGAGCGCGCCGCGCUGGUCGAUGACCAGCUCGACCAUCUGGUCGGCAAUGACGACCCGCGCAUCAAAGUGUAUCUGGCCGCGUGGGGAUACGCCAAGCCGGAGUGGCUGAAGGACCCGCGCGUCCCGGCGCUCGACCUGCCGGACCUGCGCGGCUUGGUGGCGCGGACGAUGACCGGCGGCACCUCGUGA
Molecule: messenger RNA, 771 nt
Organism: Geodia barretti
Lineage: Eukaryota; Metazoa; Porifera; Demospongiae; Tetractinellida; Geodiidae
Source: the annotation of a GenBank genome assembly